AUGGAAGCAGGACCCGUGCAGUGGGAAAACUUGGACGUUUCCGACGUAUCCACCGCUGCUACGGACGUUCCCAUCGUCAUCCGCAAGUGUAUCGAAUUGUUCGAAGCGCACGAGGCCGACGUCCACUCCAACGCGCAGGGACGGAACAGACCCGUGGUCUUGGGACAAGUGGGGAUUCGCUGUCGCUUUUGUGCCGCCGUGCCACCCAAAGAACGAUGCAAGGGAGCAAUGUAUUACCCCUCUCGUCUUGUGGGUCUCUACCAAGCAGCGCAAAAUUUAGCCAAUUCACAUCUCGUGGGAAUGUGUCCGUUCGUUCCAGCAGACAUUCGCGAUCAGCUGGUCAGCCUCAAGGACAAAAAGUCGGCGGCGGGUGGAGGCAAAACCGAGUGGGCUGAUCGAGCGCAUAAUGUGGGAGUUUUUGAAGACGACCACGGUCUACGGUUUGCGGAGCGCCUGGAUUCAUUCCGGACCCAGCUCCGUGGAGUUGGUCACCAUUAG
Phaeodactylum tricornutum CCAP 1055/1 is the source of this 498-nucleotide messenger RNA. RefSeq lists its product with no specific name. The transcript has 2 exons. Bases 1 to 498 code for a protein of 165 amino acids. The record is from RefSeq and is a predicted model, not a curated record. Lineage: Eukaryota; Bacillariophyta; Bacillariophyceae; Surirellales; Neidiaceae.